Molecule: messenger RNA, 3464 nt
Organism: Daucus carota subsp. sativus
Lineage: Eukaryota; Viridiplantae; Streptophyta; Magnoliopsida; Apiales; Apiaceae
Product: leucine-rich repeat receptor-like protein kinase TDR
Exons: 2
Coding region: 287-3313 (1008 amino acids)
Biological process (GO): protein phosphorylation
Molecular function (GO): ATP binding; protein binding; protein kinase activity
Source: RefSeq, a predicted model, not a curated record
UGAUAAAACAGAAAAAAGGGCUAGUUGAAGCUGAGGAAACUGUAGCAAUAUAAUAGUAGUUUCUUUACUUGUAACCUCUUUUCUCUUUCAAUUCAUCUCCCUCUCUUUUUUCCCCCACACCAUCACUCAAAACAAACAAAGAAAAGAAAACCAAUCAUGAGAAAUACACCACCCCUCCUGCACCAAACUGCACUCCACAAAAGCAUUUUUCUUCCUUAAAUUUACUCUUCUAGCUUCUUCAUAACACCAACACUAACACCACACACAAUUCAAACAUUUCAAAACCAUGAAACAAUUCCAUUUCUUCUUCUUUCUUUUCUUUCUUGGAGGCAUUUCAGCCGCGACAACUCUGCCUCUCCAACUCCUCUCCCUGCUCUCCCUCAAAUCAUCGCUUAUCGACCCUUUGCAUCAUCUGAGUGAUUGGGAUUCUACUUCUAAUCCUGUUUGGUGCAACUGGUCCGGGAUCAAAUGUGACAGACAUAGUCGUAUCGUGUCAAUAGACCUCUCCAACCGCAACCUUUCAGGUACAUUUCCUUCUAAUAUUCGCCAAUUAGGCCACCUCCGUUUCUUGAAUCUCAGCAGCAAUGCUUUCCAAGGGCCUCUUCCGCGAGACAUUUUUGAAUUACCUUCUCUUAUAAGCCUUGACAUUAGUCGCAAUGCUUUCAGUUCUGAAUUCCCCUCUGCCAUAUCAAAACUCAAACACUUGUCCCUUCUAGACGCUUAUAGCAACGAUUUCAACGGUUCUUUACCUCAAGACAUAACCCGCCUCCAGUUCCUCGAGCACCUCAACCUUGGUGGCAGCUACUUCUCUGGCGAGAUUCCACCAAGUUACGGCAGUUUUCCUGCCCUCAAGUUCCUGCACCUCGCAGGAAACUCACUCACUGGCGCAAUCCCGUCAGAAUUAAGCCUUUUGAAGCAACUUGAGAGAAUUGAAAUCGGAUACAAUCGCUUCACUGGAGACCUUCCAGCACAAUUUUCCCUGUUAUCAAAUCUCAACUACCUCGAUAUCUCAUUUUCAAAUCUUUCAGGUGUAAUUCCACCAGCCUUUGGCAACCUGACGAAGCUCGAGUCUCUGUUACUCUUCAAUAACCGCAUUACAGGCAACAUUCCUUCGAGUUUAUCUCAAUUAGCGUCACUAAAAUUUCUUGAUUUAUCUUUUAAUCAGCUUACUGGCAUCAUUCCUAGUGAACUGUCAUUACUUAAGCAAGUAAACACAUUGAAUUUGAUGACAAACAAGCUAACUGGAGAGAUACCAGAGGGCAUAGCUGAUCUUCCUAAUCUAGAAUUUCUAUCUUUAUGGAACAAUUCUCUCACUGGAGUCUUGCCUUGGAAGCUUGGCUCAAAUGGAAUGUUGCAAAAGGUAGACGUCUCGACAAAUUUGCUAUCCGGUCCCAUACCUCCACAUGUUUGUGAUGGCAAUAAACUCACGAAGCUCUUACUCUUUUCAAACAAAUUCUCCGGUCAAUUGCCUUUGUCUAUAGUGAAUUGCACAUCUUUGGCAAGGUUUCGGGUUCAAGACAACAAUCUCAAUGGCUCAUUACCAUUAGGCUUUGGGCGUUCGCCUAAUAUAACGUUCAUGGACGUCAGCAAAAAUAAUUUCAGCGGAUCAAUCCCCAAAGAUCUUAUCGAUGCACCUCAGCUAGAGUACUUGAACAUGUCCAACAAUUUCUUUCACGACGAAUUGCCAGAUAAUAUCUGGAAUUCUCACAGCUUGCAGAUAUUCUCAGCUAGUCACUCAAAUUUGAUUGGAAAAAUACCUGACUUUAUUGGAUGUGAAAAACUCUACAGAAUUGAAUUAGAAGGAAAUGCAUUGACUGGCAGCAUUCCUUGGGACAUUAGUCACUGUCAGAAGCUCAUUGUACUGAAUUUGCGUCGAAAUUCCCUGACAGGAAUCAUUCCCUGGGAGAUUUCAACUCUUCCAUCCAUCACUGAUGUUGAUUUAUCACAUAAUCUUCUGGCAGGGACGAUUCCUUCCAAUUUUGACAAUUGUAGUACACUGGAAAGUUUCAACGUGUCUUAUAAUCAGCUCACGGGUCCAGUGCCAUCAUCAGGAAACAUACUUUCAAUUUUCCAUCCUUCGUCGUUUAUUGGCAAUGAAGGCCUCUGUGGUGGCAUACUUAAGAAUCCCUGCCACACAACUGAUCCUUCUCCGAGAGAUGUAGAAGUGCAGCACAAGCAGCCGAGAAGGACUGCUGGAGCAAUUGUGUGGAUUAUGGCCACAGCAUUUGGCAUUGCUCUGUUCAUGUUAAUCGCGGGAAUAAGGUACUACCAUGCCAGGUAUCACCGCGGAUUUGCAUCAGGUGACAGGGAAAUCGGGCCUUGGAAAUUAACAGCUUUCCAGCGAUUAAAUUUCACCGCAGAUGAUGUUUUGGACUCGUUGUCUAUGACAGAUAAGAUCCUGGGAAUGGGGUCUACUGGGACAGUUUACAAAGCUGAAAUGCCAGGUGGCGAGAUCAUAGCAGUGAAGAAGCUGUGGGGCAAGCAUAAAGAGACAAUCAGACGACGAAGAGGCGUUUUAGCUGAGGUGGAAGUGUUAGGAAACGUGAGGCACAGGAAUAUCGUGAGAUUAUUAGGAUGUUGCAGUAACAGCGAGUGCACAAUGCUGUUAUAUGAGUACAUGCCUAAUGGAAAUCUAGACGAUUUGUUACAUAGUAACAAUAAAGGCGAUAAUCUUGUAGCGGACUGGCUAACUCGCUACAAGAUUGCAAUGGGAGUAGCUCAAGGAAUUUGCUAUCUGCACCAUGACUGUGAUCCAGUAAUUGUUCACCGCGACCUUAAGCCUAGUAACAUUUUAUUGGAUGGUCAGAUGGAAGCCAGAGUCGCGGAUUUUGGAGUGGCUAAGCUGAUCCAGUGCGACGAGUCUAUGUCCGUGAUUGCUGGUUCAUAUGGCUACAUCGCGCCAGAAUAUGCCUACACUUUACAAGUUGAUGAGAAGAGUGACAUCUACAGUUAUGGGGUGGUUUUAAUGGAGAUUUUAAGUGGAAAAAGAUCGGUGAAUGCGGAAUUUGGAGAUGGGAACAGCAUUGUGGAUUGGAUUAGAACAAAGAUCAAAACAAAGGAGGGACUCAGAGAUGUGCUUGAUAAGAAUGCAGGUGCAUCUUGUGCACCUGUAAGAGAGGAGAUGAUGCUGGUGCUGAAGGUUGCCUUGCUUUGCACUAGUCGGAAUCCUGCUGAUCGUCCGCCAAUGAGAGAUGUGGUGUCGAUGCUGUUAGAAGCCAAGCCGAAGAGGAAGUUGCCUGGAAAUGGAGAUUUUGGGGGUGUGAACAAAUUACUGGCUGAUUUUGAUGGACAAAAGUCUGUCACUGAAUGUUGAUAUAUGUUUGAUACAUUUUGAAUAUCUUUUCAUUGUCGUGGGCAUUGGUAUAGGAUUUCACCGUUUUUCAUUGUCAUUUUCUCAAUGUAAUUUAGCUAGUAUCUGUUAAAAACCAGCACUCCUAUAAAUACAUAUGUGCUUGUUGAUAUUA